Molecule: messenger RNA, 1975 nt
Organism: Nothobranchius furzeri (turquoise killifish)
Lineage: Eukaryota; Metazoa; Chordata; Actinopteri; Cyprinodontiformes; Nothobranchiidae
Gene: kdelr2a
Product: KDEL endoplasmic reticulum protein retention receptor 2a
Biological process (GO): protein retention in ER lumen; endoplasmic reticulum to Golgi vesicle-mediated transport
Cellular component (GO): cis-Golgi network; membrane; endoplasmic reticulum
Molecular function (GO): ER lumen protein retrieval receptor activity
Source: RefSeq, a predicted model, not a curated record
CUUCCACGUCGACCCUGCACCCUCGCCAUAUUAUCAACGUUGUGGAUAUCGCAGUUCUCUCUGUGCCCCAAGUUACCAGGAGAGGCUUUACCACGCUGCCGGAACUGUGUACAAUCCAUUUUGGAGAAAGAAAUAACAUCUUCGUAAUCUUUCUGGCUGUGUCUGUGACAUAAUUCUGCAGAAAUGAACGUUUUCAGGUUGACAGGAGAUCUCUCUCAUCUGGCUGCUAUCAUCAUCCUGCUCCUCAAAAUAUGGAAAAGCAGGUCGUGUGCAGGGAUCUCUGGAAAGAGUCAAAUUCUGUUUUCACUGGUGUUUACGACACGCUACCUGGAUCUGCUCACCUCAUUUAUCUCGCUGUAUAACACAUGCAUGAAGGUGAUCUACAUUGGCUGUGCGUAUGCCACGGUCUACCUGAUCUACAUGAAGUUCAGGGCCACCUACGAUGGCAACCAUGACAGUUUCAGGGUGGAGUUCCUGAUCGUUCCUGUUGGGGGUCUUUCUGUUCUAAUCAACCAUGACUUCUCUCCCUUAGAGAUCCUUUGGACGUUCUCCAUUUACCUGGAGUCAGUGGCGAUCCUGCCCCAGCUCUUCAUGAUCAGCAAGACCGGCGAGGCAGAGACCAUCACCACCCACUACCUGUUCUGCCUGGGCCUGUACCGCGCCCUCUACCUAUUCAACUGGAUCUGGCGUUACUACUUUGAGGGCUUCUUUGACAUGAUCGCCAUUGUGGCCGGUGUGGUUCAGACUGUCCUUUACUGCGACUUCUUCUACCUUUACGUUACCAAAGUGUUGAAAGGCAAGAAGCUGAGCCUGCCGGCGUAACGGCGAACGCGAGGAGACGGCGACUCCCAGCGGCCUCAGGGGGUGCAGAGAUGACAUCGUGAAUCUUAUGACCUUGUAGUAACAGAUGUCUGAAACAGAGAGCCAACUAUCAGGAGGGAGAAACACACUAGUCUCGUUGAAGAUUUGCUGAUGGAACUGGUAAAUGCCAACAACACACGAGCUGAACAAAGACCAUCCCAGAGCAAUUAUUGGAUUUCUGUGUUCAGCAUCUUGCCUUAAGAUUCUUUUCAUUGAUGUUUAAAAUAGGAGAAUUUGUUUUGUUUUCUAUGUAUGGGGUGUAUUCGCUUCCUUUCUUUCAUUUUUUUAUCGUUAUUUUUUUUGUCAUGAAAGUGGUCGACUGAACAGUACCUUGUUUGACUUGGUGAGGAAAUGCACAACAUGUACAGUCUUAUUAAUGAGUGAGACAAGAGUAAUGUGUCCCAGUGCCCGGCUAGGACCGUGUCCAUUUCCUCUCAGUAUUUUCUUUUUCACACUUUACCACGAUUUGGCUCUGUAAUUGUAUGAAUAUACUAGAAUAUGUAACUUUUUGAGGCCAAAAUCUAUUUUGUUUUGUAAAAAAUUUUGCAUCCUUCAAAACCUAAAAUAUUUUAACUGAUUAUGUUGAAACUUUGUUUGUUUUUUUUAAGAGAAACUCAAAGUAAUUUUGAAUUCAAGAAAUAAUUUAUACUUUGCAAACAUUUUGGCACAUUGGCGUUUUUAAAUGGUGCUUGUCUCAUUUGAAAAUCACAUUAAUGUGUUUACUGAUCUUUUUCCCUCUUUGAUGUAUGUUUAGUAAAAUCUAAAACUGCCGCUUUAUCGUAGAUCUCUGAAUUAGUCACAUCUUUGCUGCAGACCGAGCUCAGGUUGUGGUUCUUAUGUGCAGUAAUGUGCUCAUGAGCAGCGGUGGUGACCUGUAGGUUGAACCUGGCUCUGGGGGAGGAAAUGUUCUCGUUUGGUUUGUUUGUGCAUUUUAGAUGCCAGCUAGUGGUCUGCAUCACGAUCGCUGAGAUGGUGUUCGUUUCUAUAAAUUGUAAAAGGCCUUGCCAAUUUUUUUCUAAAUGGGCAUUUCUAAAAGAUUAUUCAGAAAAAGUUUUCCUUUCCUUCCUUCUUUUGUUGCAUGAUAUCAAUUCCAUUAAAGAUUUUAUGAUAAUCA